Messenger RNA from Fusarium redolens, 1266 nucleotides. RefSeq lists its product as uncharacterized. The transcript has 5 exons. The record is from RefSeq and is a predicted model, not a curated record. The coding region runs from base 1 to 1266 and encodes 421 amino acids. Lineage: Eukaryota; Fungi; Ascomycota; Sordariomycetes; Hypocreales; Nectriaceae.
AUGCUGGUCCACAUCAAAGACAAGAAGUCAAGAACAAUGAAAGAGAGGGGUUACAUCAUGCCCCGGGAUAUAUGUUCCUUACACCGCACGCAACCCUCAGAAGCCACUCUCAUCUUUGUGUUGGAUGGGCCCGACUUCUUGACGCAUCCUCACUUGCGAAGUCAGACAUUACCAAAUCUGACAAAGCGGUCAGUACCGGCAUUAGUAUCAUGCGAUUCCGCUAUUGAGACUGUCUGGGCUAUAAUUUGCUUAUAUCACUGGAAGGAUGUUAAUGACACUAGAGGUUACUCUUUGAUUGGCUUUGCGUUACGACUAGCUGCCUCUGCUCAAUGGAACAAGCCUCAGAAUCACAUCUCUGACGAAGAGGAAUCGCAUCACGUUACCAAGACCGAAGUUGAGGUCAGGCAGCGAAGAGACGAAGCCAGAAUCUGGUUGGCUCUAGAGAACUUAGAUCGAACGGAUGCCAAAGCUUUAGGAGGAUACGAGCUGUCCAAGAUUGCUCAUCCUGCAUAUACUAUGAUGAGGUUAACACGAAAAAGUCGAAAACUGUCCCAUUCUAUAGAGGAGCUUCAAGCUUUCCAAGAAGAACUACAUAUACUCAAUAUGGAAAUGGUUGCAUGGGCAGAAUCCUGGAAGCAGUCUUUUACAGAGAACAGAGCCACUCGAAAUAUUGACGUAUACACAACCUUCGAAGUUUGUUACAGCAGUGCACUCGUCAUUCUGCGGCAAAUCACCCAGAUUGGCAAAACCGGGGCCCUAUAUUACUUCUGGGACGCAGCACAUCUCAUGGUAGCCUAUGUGGCAAUGGUCUUCCCAAAGUUGUUGAAGCUAGCAUUCCAAUUACGAAUGGUCUCAAUGCAUGAAGCGUUGGAAGCACUGCAUAAUGCCACUGCUGCCUAUUCUAAUGCAGCUGGAUUGCUUGGUGUGGCAAAAUCACCCAACACAAGCCCGAGUGAUAGUCUUCUCGAGGCCAUUCUUGCCAAACUCCGAUCAGAGACGGGCUUCAAUAUGGACAAGGAAAGCAGAACAAACAGACAGUUAUCAACAACUGGCAGCACUAGCAUCGAAGAACAACCUGCAGAUAAUGUUACAACCUCAGUAUAUGACAACGACAUACGUCUUGUUCCUGGAGAGUUACACAUGCAGGAUGGUAUAGAGUUGACCACCGAAAUCCGCAAUGAACCUGACUUCAUCUUCGAUUAUGAUUUCAUGAAUUCUAGAUUCAUAGAUGCUGGAUUGCUUUCGUGGGGUGAGCCAGGGCGAUGA